Messenger RNA from Pseudoliparis swirei, 1173 nucleotides. It is a transcript of the gene ribc2, whose product is annotated as RIB43A domain with coiled-coils 2. The transcript has 6 exons. Bases 40 to 1071 code for a protein of 343 amino acids. The record is from RefSeq and is a predicted model, not a curated record. NCBI's taxonomy places the organism in Eukaryota, Metazoa, Chordata, Actinopteri, Perciformes, Liparidae.
CUCAAGUGUAUCGCCGCAACAGACUUUAUUCCCGCCGACAUGUUGCCCGCGGAGUUGCCCUCGGACCGCGUCGCGAGGCUCCACCUGCAACGGUGUCGCGACAGAGAGACGGAGAGACGAGGAAGGGUCUUCAACCACAAAACGAGGACGAUCGGGGUGGACAAGGAAGCCCUGGACCUGCAGGUGAAAGAAAAGGAGCACCGAGAGGAGGCGGCGAGAGAGGAGCAACACGCGCACGACGCUGAUGUGCUGCGCCACAGCAAAGCAGCCCUCCUCUUCCACAGCAGGGAGGUAAAGGAGAGGCGUGCGAUGGAAAAGGCCACCGAGGACCACCGACGUCUGUACCAGCAGCCUCGGUGCCAGCGGGAGUUUGAGCCGGAAGACCCCCCACGUCUGGCGGGCGAGGACCCCGCCAGUGAGAGCCGGCGGCAGAGGCAGAAGGAGCAGCUCAGAGAGUGGCUCCUCCAGCAGCAGAGGGAGCGCGCAGCAGAGAGCCGUCAACGGAAGCUGGAGGAGCGCCGCGAUGACCAAAGCAACGCAGACAUGCGCAACACAGCUCUGCAGCUCCAGGGCAUCGAGAUGGAGCAGAGAAAAGCAGCAACUAUUGCCAUGAAAGACUACAACCUGGCCAUGAUUGAAGAGAAGCGCUGCCAGCGAGGGGAUCGAACGGCUCCCGGGAACCACCCGCUGACGGGUGGAGGUGCCGAACCCCGCCCGACCGUGGAGGGAGGGCCCGGUGGCAGCCGGCCCAGCAGGGAUAGGAGCGCACCGCCGGAGAGCCUGCAGCAGAUCUCCCAGUUCCACACAUAUCAGAUGGAGGAGAAAAAGAGGUCAGAACUGGAGCGGAAGCGAGACGAGGACCAACAUGAGCGCGUCCGCUUGGCCUCGAGUCGGACGGCUCUGCUGAUGGAGAGGCAGCAGGCCAGAGUGAACAAGCAGCUGAGGCGACAGAUGGACAGCAGCAACGUCGCCAUGGCAGCAACACACAAACAGCAGUCGGUGGCGCCGUUCUCUCGGUUAUGCACGCACAGCGUAUUCAUGUCCAAGAGUAGCGUCUCACUCCGUCUCUAAACUGGUGUCGUUUAAAGGGAACCGGACAUUCAGAGAGGAGGCAUCGACGACAGCUUCUUCUCCAAAUUCAACACCUGCAGCCGAUGACGAGGAGAACAUGAA